Messenger RNA from Canariomyces notabilis, 1336 nucleotides. RefSeq lists its product as uncharacterized. NCBI's taxonomy places the organism in Eukaryota, Fungi, Ascomycota, Sordariomycetes, Sordariales, Chaetomiaceae. The coding region runs from base 149 to 979 and encodes 276 amino acids. The transcript has 2 exons. Gene Ontology annotation, biological process: mitochondrion organization. The record is from RefSeq and is a predicted model, not a curated record. Gene Ontology annotation, cellular component: membrane; mitochondrion.
CCACUUUGGAAAGAGCUCCAUCAUUCUGCAAUACAUGGGCAGUACACCAGGUCGGCGCGCAUCUUAAUCGACCGUUGCGAGCUCAGCCCAUCCGGAUACCACGAUUCGACUCCCAACAUCUCGCAGCGCAUCUGUUGAGCGGGCCAAGAUGGCGUCGAGGGGUCUCCAGUUUAUCUCGUCGGCAGCGAUUCCGGCGGCCGUGGCUGUCGGACUAAUCCAGUCGUCCAUGUACGAUGUCAAGGGUGGCUCCCGAGCAGUUAUUUUCGACAGGUUGAAGGGUGUCAAGGAGGAGGUGGUCAGCGAGGGCACGCAUUUCCUGAUUCCCUGGCUUCAGAAGGCCAUUAUCUUCGAUGUCCGGACAAAGCCGCGAAUCAUCCCGACAACGACGGGGAGCAAGGAUCUACAGAUGGUCAGCUUGACGCUGAGAGUGCUACACCGGCCGGAAGUGCAAGCACUGCCCAAGAUCUACCAGAACCUCGGCCAAGACUACGACGAACGUGUGCUGCCAUCGAUUGGCAACGAAGUGCUCAAGUCGAUCGUGGCGCAGUUCGACGCGGCGGAGCUCAUCACCCAGCGCGAGGCGGUGUCCCAGCGGAUCCGGCACGAUCUUUUGAAGCGGGCGAGCGAGUUCAACAUUGCCCUUGAGGACGUGUCCAUCACACACAUGACGUUCGGCAAGGAGUUCACCAAGGCGGUCGAGCAGAAGCAGAUUGCCCAGCAGGAUGCGGAGCGGGCGCGCUUCAUUGUUGAGCGGGCCGAGCAGGAGCGGCAGGCCAACGUUAUCCGUGCCGAGGGUGAAGCAGAGAGUGCCGAGACCAUCAGCAGGGCAAUUGCCAAGAAUGGUGAUGGCCUGAUCCAGAUUCGAAAGAUUGAGGCCAGCAGAGAGAUCGCGCAGACACUGGCGAGCAACCCCAACGUGGCCUAUCUACCUGGUGGGAGCAAGGGGACGAAUCUGUUGAUGAACGUUGGAAGAGCAUAGGCGGGGAAAGGAGGCUGUUGGCAGGGGCAAGCAUGAAGGCACAGGUGAUGAUCGGGAUGGUCCUGUAUUACUACUCAAUGACUACUGUAUUCUCCGCUUCGGGACCGGUAUAAAUGCGAGCAUUGGCUUUUCGCUUCACGGCAUAGUGAACUUGGGUUUGAAAGGAGGAGAUGAUACCGUUGGGAUCGUCAUCAUUUUCCGGCCACAGACGUCCAAACUAUACCCACAGGUUUCACACUUGCAGUAACGUACACAGCCUUUUCAAUAUCAUGACUCUCAAAUCUAGAUACUUUCAUAUGAGGAUGUUUUGUGGCAAUUGGAGUGCUGUUGUGGCUUGACAUUGUGGUAGGUAGCAGG